AUGGAGCACUGGAAGAACCUGACGUCGAGUGUCGGCCCUCUUGGCCAGAAGCUUACUGAGCGCUUCGGUGCGCUGAACCAGCAGGCCCGUGAGCACUUUGGCCAGACGAAUGACAUUACCGAGCUCCCUGACGAGUACCGUGAGCUGGAGGACCGUGUGGAUGCGCUGAAGAACGCGCAGAACGUCCUCAUCCGCGCUGCGCGUGCGUACGAGCACGAAGGCUACGACUACCCCCACCAGCUCCAGGAGUCAGUCACGCACGGUGCGCAGACGCUGAGCCACACGCUGUCUGCGUGGGCUGCGACUGCGACCAAGAACACCUCGCUGCCGAGCGUGCAGCCGACAAAUGCGCCACCGACCGAGCCGCGCACGCUGCACCACGCGCUCUCGCGCAGCGCCGCGAGUGCUGCGAUCUACCUCGGCAAUGCGCCUGCGACGGCUGUCGCGCAGCCCGGCGGUGAGCCGGUGCCGACGAACGAGAGCCGCCUCGGCGAGCUGCUGCAGCAGUUUGCCGUGGCCCAGGACAAGAUCGGCGGUGCGCGUCUCUUGCAGGACAAGACCAUCAUCCAGUCCUUUGUCAACGUGUGGAACGCGUUUGGUGCGCAGAUCCAGCUGGCGAUGAAAGCCCGUCAGUCGGUCAAGGAGGCGCGUCUGCACCUCGACUCGUGGCGUGCGACGCUCAAGACGGCCGAGACGUCGAACGCGUCGAGCGCCAAGCUCGAGCAGUAUGGCACCGAGGUCGAGCACGCCGAGGACAAGCUGGUGAGCGCGACGGAGGAGGCAAUCAGCCUCAUGAAGACGGUGCUGGACAACCCCGAGCCUGCCAAGAGCCUCGCGGCGUUUGUCAAGGCACAGCUCGACUACCACCGCGCGGCGGUGAGCUCGCUCGAGCAGCUCGACGCCGACAUGGCUGGCGUCGUGACCAAGGUCGAGUCCGAGUACCGUGCGUCGCGCUCGUAG
This is a messenger RNA of Malassezia japonica, 960 nucleotides long. RefSeq lists its product as uncharacterized. NCBI's taxonomy places the organism in Eukaryota, Fungi, Basidiomycota, Malasseziomycetes, Malasseziales, Malasseziaceae. The coding region runs from base 1 to 960 and encodes 319 amino acids. The record is from RefSeq and is a predicted model, not a curated record. The transcript has 2 exons.